AUGUCACGCUCAAUCGGUGGUGGCCUGCGUCACCUUGGACGACAUGCGCGGCCGCUGUGGGCUGCAUCAAACGCCGUUCACAGAACCGCAGGCUGGCUGACCACACAGGAGAGGCACCGACCGCGUCCUCGGCGGAUUGCAGGCGGUCUCGCCGCUCGGCUUUUCCACGCGCCAGUGGGCGCAUUAUCAGCUAGCGCACUAGACGAUUUCGACUAUGUCGUCGGUCUGUCUGAGCGUGUCGAACACGUUCUUGUCCCUUGCGCAUCGUCGGGUAGCAUCAUCGUCAGUCUGUACAAUGUCCACAAACACCCGCCGACAAAGCCGCUGCUCCUGUAUCUGCCACCAUCCCAUCAUCCUCCACUAGACGCUCAAAGCGAGGAUGGUGCUGUCGUCGCUGAAGAUGUACAAGAGGCAGCGCUGCAGCCACCGCCGAGCUUCCUUCUUCGUCAGAAUUAUCCUAUUGCGGUUAUUCGUUACCGGUGGUCGAGAGGCGAGCCACGGAACGGCCCAGACGCUACACAGGAUCCCGACCAGAUUCAACCGCCGUCUUACAUGUGGCCAAGACCGCUUCACGAUGUGAUGUUCGCGUACGACUGGAUCAAAAAGAACUUGUCGCCGCCCCUUUCGGCGUCUACUCGAGAUCGCGACGGCCGGCGACAUUUCUUACGCCGCGACUUGUACGUGUACGGCUCGUACCUGAGCGCCGGACUAGCUACAUCGUUCGCUUUGACAGAGACCCAUCCGCCGCACCGCGUGGCAAUACGGGGGCUGGCUGCGUACAACGGCAUCUACAACUGGACGGCGUAUGUGGGCAUGACUGCCGACGGCAUACCCGUGGCAGACGAUGCCACGGCCAUCUACAAUGCUACGCCUGGGAUCCGGGCGCUGCCAGAGCUGUUCCGCCGACCAUCCGAUCUGUUUGAUGCAUUUGCUAGCCCGAGCUUGUUUUUCCGGACCACCGGACACUUGAUUGCUCCGCUCCAUCUUGAUAGAGAUAUCAGUAGGCGGCUUCUGGAAGAGAGAGAGGCCAGGCUCGACGAAGAAGAAGCAAAAGAAAAGAAGGACCAGGCCGGCGUACAGGCCUUGGGCAAGCGAACGUUUGGCAUGGAAUUGCUGGGCACGUCUCGCAAAGCGUACCUUGCGUUCCCUCCCAUGAAGUCUACUCUUUCGAUCCCGUCUGCCCUUUUCCUGCACACGUCACCGGACGAACCCCCACCGUCUCCAAGACCGGCGACAGCAAGAAAACCAGGCACCCGUGCAAGGCCGCGAAAAAUACCGGAAUCAACAAACAGUAACAACUCCUUUGCGGUACAGGCAGAUGAGAUGGCAAGUCUCAUGCGACGCGGCAUCGACAAGGUCGAAAUUAAACGACUGCAACAGACACUGCCUAUCUUGCUUCCAGAAUACACCGACAACAGGAACAUCGAGGGCGACAUGGAAGUGCGCAGCAGCGACGCAGAGAAACGCGUGCGCGUUUCCGGCGUGGAUGCUCCUGUCGACGAUAGCCUUGAACUAGGCGAAGACGGCCAGGCAAUACUACUUGACUGGUUGGACGAACAUAUGGACAAUGAUCCCGUUCAUACUAACUGA
Sporothrix brasiliensis 5110 is the source of this 1590-nucleotide messenger RNA. RefSeq lists its product as uncharacterized. Bases 1 to 1590 code for a protein of 529 amino acids. Lineage: Eukaryota; Fungi; Ascomycota; Sordariomycetes; Ophiostomatales; Ophiostomataceae. The record is from RefSeq and is a predicted model, not a curated record. The transcript is spliced from 2 exons.